Eptesicus fuscus (big brown bat) is the source of this 2103-nucleotide messenger RNA. RefSeq names its product CDC like kinase 3 (gene CLK3). The record is from RefSeq and is a predicted model, not a curated record. Gene Ontology annotation, molecular function: protein kinase activity; ATP binding. Lineage: Eukaryota; Metazoa; Chordata; Mammalia; Chiroptera; Vespertilionidae. Gene Ontology annotation, biological process: protein phosphorylation. The coding region runs from base 413 to 1885 and encodes 490 amino acids. The transcript has 13 exons.
CGGCCCAGCUGACAGUGCCCGUGCCCGGGCCGCCCCGGCCGGAGCUCUGGAGUUCCGGGUGCGGGUGCUCGGUGUGGAGCCGGGUGGGAAUUGCCUGAGCCAGGCCCCUGACGUGGUGGAGCUGGCGGCCCUCCAGCUUCCCCGUCCAUGCCCUUGAAAAGGAGUGUUCACUCGGUGGUGGCGGCUUGCAAGGUGGCAGGUUUGAAAUUGCAGCGGUGGAGCAGCGUCAGCCAAAAAUAACCACGGGGCCCUGCGGUGGCCGGGAUCCGGAGGGCAGCCGCUGGCCUGGCCGGCUGCUCCCGUCAGCCCAGUUCUGGCCAGGAAGAGCAAAUGAGGAGCCUACUGGGUCUGCGCAGAGAAGCUGGCACGCUCUGCCUGGCUUCCUUCACCGUGUAGAGCAGAGCCUUACUGAAUGCAUCACUGUAAGCGAUACCGCUCCCCUGAGCCAGACCCGUACCUGAGCUACCGAUGGAAGAGAAGGAGGUCUUACAGUCGGGAGCACGAAGGGAGACUGCGAUACCCAUCUCGAAGGGAGCCUCCACCUCGGAGAUCUCGGUCCAGAAGCCAUGACCGCUUACCCUACCAGAGGCGGUACCGGGAGCGCCGUGAUAGCGACACCUACCGAUGUGAAGAGCGGAGCCCAUCUUUCGGAGAGGACUACUAUGGAUCUUCACGUUCCCAUCAUCGUCGACGGUCCCGGGACAGAGAGCCGUACCGGACUCGCAAACAUGCCCACCAUUGCCACAAACGCCGCACCAGGUCUUGUAGCAGUGCCUCCUCGAGAAGCCAACAGAGCAGUAAGCGCAGCAGCCGGAGUGUGGAAGAUGACAAGGAGGGCCACCUGGUGUGCCGGAUCGGCGAUUGGCUCCAAGAGCGAUAUGAGAUUGUGGGGAACCUGGGCGAAGGCACCUUUGGCAAGGUGGUGGAGUGCUUGGACCAUGCCAGAGGGAAGUCUCAAGUUGCCCUGAAGAUCAUUCGCAACGUGGGCAAGUACCGGGAGGCUGCCCGGCUAGAAAUCAAUGUUCUCAAAAAAAUCAAGGAGAAGGACAAAGAGAACAAGUUCUUGUGUGUCUUGAUGUCUGAUUGGUUUAACUUCCACGGUCACAUGUGCAUCGCCUUUGAGCUCCUGGGCAAGAACACCUUUGAGUUCCUGAAGGAGAAUAAUUUCCAGCCUUACCCCCUACCACAUGUCCGGCACAUGGCCUACCAGCUCUGCCACGCCCUUAGAUUUCUACACGAGAACCAACUGACCCACACAGACUUGAAGCCAGAGAACAUCCUGUUUGUGAAUUCCGAGUUUGAAACGCUCUACAAUGAGCAUAAGAGCUGCGAGGAGAAGUCCGUGAAGAACACCAGCAUCCGGGUAGCUGACUUCGGCAGCGCUACCUUUGACCACGAGCAUCACACCACCAUUGUGGCCACUCGUCACUACCGCCCGCCUGAGGUGAUCCUUGAGUUGGGCUGGGCACAGCCCUGUGACGUCUGGAGCAUCGGCUGCAUUCUCUUCGAGUACUACCGGGGCUUCACGCUCUUCCAGACCCACGAAAACCGCGAGCAUUUGGUGAUGAUGGAGAAGAUCCUAGGACCCAUCCCAUCACACAUGAUCCACCGAACUAGGAAGCAGAAAUAUUUCUACAAAGGCGGCCUGGUUUGGGACGAGAACAGCUCUGAUGGCCGCUAUGUGAAGGAGAACUGCAAACCUCUGAAGAGUUACAUGCUCCAAGACUCCCUGGAGCACGUGCAGCUGUUCGACCUGAUGAGGAGGAUGUUAGAGUUUGACCCUGCCCAGCGCAUCACACUGGCGGAGGCCCUGCUGCACCCCUUCUUUGCCGGCCUGACCCCCGAGGAGCGGUCCUUCCACACCAGCCGCAACCCCAGCAGAUGACAGGCACAGGCACUGCCCGAGGAGAUGGACUGGGCUGCCGGGCCCUCUCCAGCCGCUCACCGCCGGCCCCGGCCAGAGCCACCCCGUGAACAGUGCAAUGUGAAGGAAGGCAGGUGCCUGCGAGGGCGGAGACAUGCCCAGCUGCCAGAAAGCACAGAUUUGACCCAAGCUAUUUAUAUGUUGUAAAGUUAUAAUAAAGUGUUUCUUACUGUUUGUAA